UUCACAGACAUUCCACAAUCGGCCGUGGGCUAAUCGGAUCGAGUCCUGAUCGUCGUUCGACUUUUCUAGCGUUCGAUUGCCGUACGAUAGGAUCAUCUAUUUUCAUGACUAGAUAAUAAUUCGCUAACAACAACAACAACAAUAAAAAUGCACGAAAAAGAAUUCCUGUUAACGUUGACCGUACUGUUGCAUAUAUCGGCGUACGGUGUGGUUAAUGCCGGAUCGCCAACCGGUGUGUACAUGGACAAUGGUGUCCAGACGGUCAAGCAAGAUUUCAUGUCGGUCGAGGAACGAAACGAAGUUGAACAAGAGAUACUGACCAUGUUUGGUGUGCCGAAAAUACCACGAAAAUCUCCAAAGAACCUGGACGGUUCAGCACCACAGUUUUUGUUUGAUGUCUAUAGAUCCAUACAACUAGAUGGUUCGCAUGACAGAAAAGGAAGAAGUGUUACAGACGUUGGUCAAUACGAUGAUCGUACCGUACAAGACAGUGAUGUCAUUGUCACACUAUACCUAUCAAAUCAUUCUCCAGUUAGUAAUGUUCGGCACGAACAUGGUAAACGGAUUUUAUUUGAAUUAAAUGAUGUACCGCCUGAAGAAACUCACAUGAUUACUUCAGCUGAGGUUCAUUUGUAUCAAUCGGGUAGCUCAAGUAAUGUUAAGAUGUAUUCGGUAUCUUUGUAUCAAGUUUUAAUUUCAAAAAAUGGAGAAAAAGAAUUAGAAUUUGUGGAUACCCAAAACACUACAACAGAUUAUGAUGGAUGGCUUCGAUUUAAUGCAACUGGUACUCUAGUUUCAUGGACCCAUUAUUUAUACCCCAAUAGAGGAUUCUAUGUUUCUGUACAUUCUCAUGAUAAUCGAGAACACGAAAUCAAACCAGAAGAAAUUGGUAUGGUGACUUGGGCUGACAAACAUCAAUUAUCUGAAGCAAAAAAACCUUUUAUGGCUGUUUAUUUGAAGUCCAGAAAUGGAGGUAAUAUAGUUGGUGGUCCCUCUCUUCAAAAACAUUAUAGACGAAGAAGGAGGAAAACUGUUGAAAGUAGUUACAACUCAAACCCAUUUCAAAAUGUAGCAGAAGGGUUUCAAUCUAGAAGUUGUCAAAUACAAACAUUAUAUGUGAACUUCAGAGAUCUUGAAUGGCAGGAUUGGAUAAUUGCGCCUGAUGGUUAUGGUGCAUUUUAUUGCACCGGUGAGUGUAAUUUCCCACUCAAUGCUCAUAUGAAUGCGACUAACCAUGCAAUUGUUCAGACAUUGGUGCAUUUGAUGAGUCCUAUACAGGUCCCUAAACCAUGUUGUGCACCAACAAAAAUGGGUCAACAAGCAGUACUAUUUUUUUUGGAGGAUAAUAACGUUAUAUUAAAGAAGUAUAAGAACAUGAUUGUUAAAAGUUGUGGGUGCCAUUAAAAAUUACCCAUUUGAUUUAAAACAAAAGGUCUAUACAAGGCCGUUUAAGAAAUCUGAUAUUGACAAUUAUUUAUAGGAAACUUUUUUUACUCCGUCGUCUUAAGAUUAUCGUUAACUAUUGUGUAAUUUAACACAACCAACUAUUGACACAGAUAAGAAAAAAAGUAAACAAUUUCUAUAUUAAAUACUUUAGGGUGUAGUAAUAUUUUAUUUACAGUAAAACUGUAUAUUUUAAAUUUAUCAUAUUUAAAUUAAAAAUAUUUUUUUGUUUUCAAUUUAAAUUACAAAGAUAAACAAUACUUUUUUAUUUUAAUUAGUUUGAGUUAAGUAAAUAUAAUAACUAUUUUGAAAUCUCUUAUUUUAAGAAAAAUACAGUAAACUGCCUAACUUUUCUUGUUGAAAAAUAAUUUGUUUUGUUUAUAAUUCCUCGUAGCAAAAAGUAACUAAGUGUUCUUUAGUUAGCAUCACUAGUGCAAUUGCAGGAGGGUGCUUACUGUUGUUUAGCAAUAGCAAAAUGUAUUGACAAUAAUAAACUUUUAUCUUUAAAACAUAUAUACAAUUUACUGUUAUCUAAAUAAAAUUUGAUUUCUAUUCAUAUUAUAAAUUAUGUUUUGAAUGAUCACAAACUAAUUUAAACAUAAUUACAUAAUGACUUAAUACUAAACACACAUAUGUAUAAAUAGGUAUAUAUCACCUAUUGUUAUUGCUGUACAAGUUAAUUCAAAAUGAAUACUUUUUAUAAGGAGUGGAGAGGUCCUUUUCCGGAACUUAUAUUAAUUUAUUUUAGAACAGUAAUUUUGUAUUCAUAUUCUAUUGGUUAGCACAUUUCAUAAAUAUGGAAUUAAUUUAAAAUCUAUGGAAAAAAUUGUAAUACACCUUUCAAACAAUACUUAAUGUAUAGCCUUGUCAAAUCUUAUAACUUUUUUCCAAUUUUUAUUUAUAAAUUAAAUAACAUUCCAAUUUAUACAUUUAAUGUGUGUAAUAAAUUAAGUAUACUGAAUAUUUUAAAUGAGAUUAUUAUUAAUUUAAUCAGCUUUAUAUGAUUGGAAACUUUAUUUACAUUUCUAAUAAUAUUUAUUAAUUUUGAUAAAUGGUUGUUUUUUAUUUUAAUGUAUGGCUCUUUAAUUUAGCAUGUUAAGUUUAAAAAAAACUGUUACAAAAUUAGUAUUGCUCAAACUUGUUUUAUCUUUAUAAUAUGUGCCUUAUUGAACAUUUAUUUUGUGUAACUAUAGAUGAAUAUUUGUAUUGUGGUGACACAUGUAUAAUACUACAGUUAUUAAUAAAACAAAUAGUAUAACAAUUUUAGGAAACUCAAUGAAAAGUAGGCAUAACUAUAAUCUUUUAUAAAAGUUAAAUAUUUGAUUAAAAAUUAUCACCAAAGUUCUUUAUGUACAUAAUGGUGAAAUAUCAGAUAUUUAUAGAGGUCAAGACUUUAUAAAUCGGUUUUAUAUACCAAUAUUUUAACUUAUAUUGUAUAAUAAUUGACAGAAUCCAUGUAAUUCAAUUUUUUAGACUAUUUUAUACACUUUGUAAACAUUAUUGAAUAGUUUAUGUUUAUAGUAUCGUUUACAUUAUAUACUACAUGCUACAAGAUAUUAGAUGUUAAUUUUAUAUACGUCCACUGUCCACUGUUCCUAUACUUAUAUUAUAUGUUCACCUAUUUAGAAAAUUUACAUUAAAUAUUUUAUAGUACUUAAAAAUUAUGAUAAUGAUUUAUAAUAUAAUUAUAAUAUAAGAGUUUUCAACAAAUAAUAUUUAUACAUUGUAUUAAGGCAAAAAAAAAAAUGUACAAUUCGUCCUAGAGACUCAUGACUUUUAUAACAACAAUUUUUUGAAAUAAAUAUAUUGUGAUCAUACAA
Molecule: messenger RNA, 3263 nt
Organism: Acyrthosiphon pisum (pea aphid)
Lineage: Eukaryota; Metazoa; Arthropoda; Insecta; Hemiptera; Aphididae
Gene: gbb
Product: TGF-beta family member glass bottom boat
Exons: 6
Coding region: 148-1404 (418 amino acids)
Cellular component (GO): extracellular region
Molecular function (GO): cytokine activity; growth factor activity
Source: RefSeq, a predicted model, not a curated record